Messenger RNA from Cladocopium goreaui, 381 nucleotides. The record is from the annotation of a GenBank genome assembly. NCBI's taxonomy places the organism in Eukaryota, Dinophyceae, Suessiales, Symbiodiniaceae.
AUGGCAAGCUCUGUUGCAACCGCAGCUGGCGAAGGUCAAGCCCAAGUCUUCGUUUUAUUUGGCUUUCGACAGGUGCCUGGUGGCUUCCGCUACGAGGUGGAUGAUGCCUUCGAUUUGUCGGCGCCACAGGCGCAAGUGGCCAUAGUGGACUUUUGCCAGCGACUGGUGCAGCAGGCAGCGCUGAAGGUGGUUCCAGGACUUUGGAACUGCUGGCCAUUGAAGAUGAAGGAGUUUCUGACAAUGCGCGGACAAGCCUGGCCCACCAGCGACUUCCUGCCCCAGCUGCGGCACUUCGUCCGGGAGUCUCCACGAUGGGUCGGUGACCACAUGGACAUCGAUCGAGGGACUGCAGCUUGGCUCGGGCCCAAAGGGGACCUGUGA